GAAGAGGAAAGCUGUGAGAAGGAGGUGUUUCCCCUGGCGAUGAGCUACCUUGACCGGUUCUUAUCGGUGGUGCCGCUGGAGAAGUCCAGGCUGCAGUUGCUCGGCUCAGCUUGCCUGCUCCUGGCCUCGAAGCUCAGGGAAUCCCGGCCGCUCUCUGUGAACAGCGUGUGCGCCUACACUGCCCACUCGUCCAGGCCGGAAGAGCUGCGGACAAUGGAGCUGCUGCUUUUGAAUAAACUGCGAUGGGAUAUUGCAGCCCCGACCGCCCUGGAGUUUGUGGAACAUUUAAUACGAGCCACAAGCCUGGCAAGGGUCAAAGAACAAGUUGUCCGAAAGCACACAGAUACUUUCAUCGCGCUCUGCGCAAUAGAUGGUGAGUUUACCUCAUACCCACCGUCCAUGAUUGGUGCAGCUAGCCUCUCUGCCGCGGUAACAGGCCUCCAUGCUGGGCAGCAUGGACAUUGCCUCCUGCAUCGGGAACUGACUGACCACCUUGCACACUCUAUCCGCUGCGAUCCA
Molecule: messenger RNA, 519 nt
Organism: Rhincodon typus (whale shark)
Lineage: Eukaryota; Metazoa; Chordata; Chondrichthyes; Orectolobiformes; Rhincodontidae
Product: G1/S-specific cyclin-D1-like
Exons: 3
Biological process (GO): mitotic cell cycle phase transition; positive regulation of G1/S transition of mitotic cell cycle; regulation of cyclin-dependent protein serine/threonine kinase activity
Cellular component (GO): cyclin-dependent protein kinase holoenzyme complex; cytoplasm; nucleus
Molecular function (GO): cyclin-dependent protein serine/threonine kinase regulator activity
Source: RefSeq, a predicted model, not a curated record